UCAAUUUUUAGUACCUAAUACUUAAUUAAUUGGGCAAAAAAAAAAUAUUUGUGUAGUUUGGUCGAUGUUAUUGAGAAUAUGCAAACCUUAUAAUCUCACAUGGAUAGCAAAACUUAUAAUAGCACUAGUAUAGGACAACCAAAGGCGCGACAUCAGCACAAGCUUGUAUAACUAUCACAGUAUGAAGCACAAGAGUUUGAGUUAGUAAACUUAAAAAACAUUUUUUUUUGGAAAAACACGACACAACACGAUACGAUAAAAUAAAAUAAAAAUAAUUUAAAUUUGAUUUCAUCACACUAGCCCAAAACGACAAACCUUCUUUUGAAAAACCCUAAAUAAACUUACUCAAAUUACAAAUUUGAUUCAUCUAAUUGAUUCAUGCCCUAAUUGAUGAUGUUGAUUGUUGAGUCCAUAUUGAAAAAGGGGUGUUUUGGGGAGUUUGGGACAUAAAAAAAAAAGUGUCUUUCAUUAAGUGUGAUACUGUGAUUACAAAGAAGCAAGAUUGACUGGUCGAGUGAAUGAACCCCAACUCAAAUAGGCACACAUUCUCUCGUUGGUGAACUCAAUUUACUUUUGCUCCCGCCGCCGCCACUCCUCCGUUGUGCGCCUUUGCCUCUCGUCUGUGUAAAAAUGGAGCAAAGAUUAGCCAAUAGUUGGAAUAUGACUGUGAAUGAGAAGAAUUUUAUUGAGACGGCAUUACUUUCGGAUCUCAGAGUUGAUGGACGCCGCCCUUUUGACUACCGUCGCUUAACCAUAAAAUUUGGCCGAGAAGAUGGUUCUUCUGAGGUGCAGCUUGGCCAGACUCAUGUCAUGGGUUUUGUGACUGCUCAGCUUGUUCAACCUUUUAAAGACAGGCCAAAUGAAGGAUCACUCGCUAUUUAUACCGAGUUUUCUCCUAUGGCUGAUUCCUCAUUUGAGGCAGGCCGCCCUGGAGAAUCUGCUGUGGAAUUGGGACGUAUAAUAGAUCGCGGUUUGAGGGAGAGCAGGGCAAUUGAUACAGAAUCACUUUGUGUCCUUGCUGGCAAAUUAGUGUGGUCCAUUCGUAUUGAUCUUCACAUACUAGAUAAUGGAGGAAAUCUUGUUGAUGCUGCAAAUAUUGCUGCUUUGGCAGCCCUUCUGACGUUCAGGAGGCCAGACUGUACUCUGGGGGGAGAAGAUGGACAAGAAUUAACCGUGCAUCCUCCUGAGGUGCGUGAGCCGCUUCCAUUGAUAGUUCAUCAUCUUCCUAUAGCUGUGACAUUUGCUUUCUUCACUUCUGAUAGUGUUGUGGUGAUAGAUCCUACUCUCUCUGAAGAGGCCAUAAUGAAAGGCAGAAUGACUGUUACGAUAAACACAAAUGGAGAUAUAUGUGCCAUUCAAAAGGGUGGCGGAGUUGGUGUCAUGCACAAUGUUGUUAUGCAGUGCUUACGGGUUGCUUCUGUCAAAUCUGCCGAUAUAACUACCAAGAUUAAGGAAGCUGUUGAAUCAUACAAUACAGAAAAAGCAUAUCGCAAAGUCAAGCGCCACCCAUCUGCUGCCAGGUAAACCGAUGGUAGACAUCCAUCAGAAUUUUUGUUUUAAAACACUACAACAAGAAUAUGGAGUUUCAUCACUGUCAUUUUUCUGGUGAGACAAAUUUUGCCCUGGAAAAUGAGGAAAUUAACGGGGGUCUUUUUCUCACCGGCAUCUCAACUUCUCAUCUACAACAUAGGACUGUACAUGACAUUAGCGAGUGAUACAUUUUAUUAGAAGGAAAGCUUGAUCUUCCGUGUACACCUUCUUCUUGUCGACCUUCCGGCUUCUCUUUUACCCCCGUUUAUCUAGUUUUACUUGUUAGUAGUUUAUUUUUUUGCAAAAAUGGGCCGCUUGGCUUCUUCCCUUCAAGUUUUUUUUUUUUUUUUUUUUUUUUUUUUUUUUUUUUUUUUUUUUUUUUUGACACAACCUUCAAGCUAAUUAUAGCUGUUUAUAUGCACAAAUUUAUGACCAUUGAUCAUCUUGUUAAUUUCCCUUGUUUAAAGUGUUGUGUUUUUUUUUUCUUUUUUUUUGGGGAGAAAAGUGUUGUUCUUUUCGAUUGUAUGUUUUGAGCAUUAAUCGUGAAUAUAUAUGUUCUUAAACGUCAUUGAACUUGAUAACCUAUUUAAAACCUACCAACUUCAACCCCUUUGUAGUUUGAAUACUUCAUUUUACACAAAUAUAUCUUCAUUACAUAUGACAUUAUAAUUGUUCACUUAAUAAUGUAUCUCAAGUACUUUGAAGUUAAAUCUUCUCUCGCUAAUUUAAAAUAGAAAAAGAUUCAAAUAACAAAAUCUUUGAUUUCAACAAUUUCAACAAACUCUACCACCUUUAAAUUUGUUCAAAGGCAAAGGGGAACUCUAUGAGACGAAGAGAAUAAGACCAUCAAAUUGUUACUCUUUCCAUUUCAUAAUAAUUGCAAUAUCUUUUCUUUUAUGUCGGUUUAAUAAUUAUAUUUAAUACUUUUUUUAAAAUUAUUCUAGAUCCACUGCUAUAUUAUUCCUUUAUUUCUCCGAUUAACUCCACCUACACUCUUUCAAAAAAAAAAAAAACCAAAAAAAAUCUACCUACACAAAUAUUGUACAAGUACAAAAUUUCUCUCACACUAACAAUUAAACAUAUCAUCACUAACUACUU
Molecule: messenger RNA, 2628 nt
Organism: Chenopodium quinoa (quinoa)
Lineage: Eukaryota; Viridiplantae; Streptophyta; Magnoliopsida; Caryophyllales; Amaranthaceae
Product: exosome complex component RRP45B-like
Exons: 10
Coding region: 631-1524 (297 amino acids)
Biological process (GO): nuclear polyadenylation-dependent mRNA catabolic process; TRAMP-dependent tRNA surveillance pathway; U4 snRNA 3'-end processing
Cellular component (GO): cytoplasmic exosome (RNase complex); nuclear exosome (RNase complex)
Source: RefSeq, a predicted model, not a curated record